Lindgomyces ingoldianus is the source of this 876-nucleotide messenger RNA. RefSeq lists its product as uncharacterized. NCBI's taxonomy places the organism in Eukaryota, Fungi, Ascomycota, Dothideomycetes, Pleosporales, Lindgomycetaceae. Bases 53 to 514 code for a protein of 153 amino acids. The record is from RefSeq and is a predicted model, not a curated record. The transcript has a single exon.
GUCCACGGCAGGUUGGUCUCUUCAUCUCGCGUUGGGUCCGAUCAGCCAUGGCAUGCACGUCUGGCUCUCAACCACAGCUCUCAAUUCCAAGGCCAUUGUCCCCCCAAAGGUAUGCGAUAUUAGGAGGCAAGAACAAAAGAAGUGGCGCCGCCCGGCCUGCAUCCUGGUGCAUUCUGCGGCAUCGAGCGGCGUCGAGCCAGGCCAGUCGUUCCCCAUAUCCCCAAUUUGCAGUGCCAACCAUGCGCCCUUGCCGGGCUCCUCUGGGCACCAUCUCGCUGGCCAAGCGGAAAAGGUGCCGGAUAAGUCGCGUCGAUUGGCGGACAGACGGCCAGAAUGGUCAUUUGUACAGCUCACAACCGCAUCGUUGACCGCGACGGCUGCCCAAUGUGCGUGUUACACAGGGAACGGCGUGGUCAUGAGUGGCCGUGGUUUGAAAAAGGCCCGGACAGGGUCCCUUCGCCAGCGAUGCGCUGCAGCCCCGGCCCUAGCUGUCUUGCAUCUUAGGAGGAUCUAAUGUCGGGAGUCCGUAGUUGGAAUUAUAAGUACAGGCGGUGAAGCUUCUGCUUCGAAUUCCUUCUCUCUCUUCCCUCUUCCUUCCGUCCAUCUGUCGUCUCCCUCGGUGCACACUCCUUCGACCCGCGACUAAACGCCUCCCGACUAACCGCGCCCUGACCGUGUCCCGCUGCUCGUCACCUCACGAAACGCCCCCCAAAAAACGGAUUCCCCCUUUCGAAACCAGGGCCGGUCAAUAAGGAGGCCGUCCGUGCAGCGAUCCAGGCACAAGUCGCAGCAGUCCUGCAGCAGCUUGCAGACGAGCGUCUUCGGACUUCAACUCAGUGCUCUAAGUUCUGCAAACGUGUAAGGCAGAGGCAUCAG